AUGUUGAAGUAUCACAUGGACGGUUACAGUGGUUAUGGCGUCCAGUAUUCACCUUUUUUUGAUAACAAAAUUGCUGUUGCAACUGGAUCAAAUUUUGGUUUGGUUGGAAAUGGCAAACUUUUCAUUCUUGAUAUAGAUAGCAACGGCAGAAUGAUCGAAACGAAUUCAUUUGUUACUCAAGAUGGUCUAUUCGACGUUUCUUGGAAUGAACUGCAUGAAAAUCAAGUUUUAGUAGCCCAAGGCGACGGAACGUUACGCCUUUUCGAUAUUCAACUCCGCGAUUAUCCAAUAGCGAUUUUUCAAGAACAUGAAAAGGAAGUUUUCAGCUGUAACUGGAAUCUCAUCAAUAAGCAGACGUUUGUGAGCAGUUCCUGGGAUGGAACGGUCAAGAUUUGGUCGCCGUCGAGAACUAGCAGUUUAACCACGUUGAUUCCGAAACCCAUGGUGGCACAAAACCCCUUAUUAGCUAGUAAGGAUGUACCCAUGUCCAACCAGCAACAGCACGCAUCACUGUCAAAAAAUAAGAACUGCAUAUAUCAAGCUCAGUUUUCACCUCACGAUCCUAAUGUCGUGAUGUGUUGUGCAGGGAAUUCAUACGUGACCAUGUUCGAUCUGAGGCAGCCGACUUCUGGCCAAUACAAUUUCUUGGCACACAAUGGUAUGGAGACAUUGACUUGUGACUUCAACAAAUAUAGACCUCACAUUGUAGCCACCGGUGGGGUGGACAAUAUGAUAAAGAUAUGGGAUUUAAGAAUGGUCAGAAAAAUGACCACAAGUCUAAGACAGCCUAUGAGCAUCAACGAGAUCCGCGGUCAUGAGUUGGCCAUUAGAAAAGUUUCUUGGUCUCCACACCAUUCGAACAUGCUUCUCUCAACAUCUUACGAUAUGACAUGCAGGGUAUGGCAAGACUUGAGUGACGAUGGGCGUAGACCUACCGGCAAGACUAAUAGCAUCGAUCCUGUGAAUGGAUGUAGACAAGUAUUUCCGAAUCAUACUGAAUUUGUAUUUGGCGCCGAUUGGAGCUUGUGGGGCCAGCCGGGAUAUGUUGUGUCUACUGCCUGGGACGGGAAUGUUUGCAUUUGGUACGCUUUUGCAAAGUGA
Messenger RNA from Lachancea fermentati, 1101 nucleotides. The record is from the annotation of a GenBank genome assembly. NCBI's taxonomy places the organism in Eukaryota, Fungi, Ascomycota, Saccharomycetes, Saccharomycetales, Saccharomycetaceae.